Molecule: messenger RNA, 2143 nt
Organism: Volvox carteri f. nagariensis
Lineage: Eukaryota; Viridiplantae; Chlorophyta; Chlorophyceae; Chlamydomonadales; Volvocaceae
Gene: tubA2
Product: alpha tubulin
Exons: 4
Coding region: 704-2059 (451 amino acids)
Biological process (GO): mitotic cell cycle; microtubule cytoskeleton organization
Cellular component (GO): cytoplasm; microtubule
Molecular function (GO): structural constituent of cytoskeleton; GTP binding
Source: RefSeq, a predicted model, not a curated record
CCCAGAUGGAAGAGGAGCGGCCCCAUUUAUGCGGAAAAGAGAUUUACGCCAGGUUAACCUAACAUAAUUCUUUUCACUGAGUUCGAGUUCUAUCUCGACAAUAUCCCGCAAUGGAAGCAUUUGGACAACUUUAGGCGGUGGCACGAGAAUUGUGCGAUAAUUGAUACGCGUUGCGCCCUGACUAGGAAGAUUUCGACUGGAAACAAGACAACUUUAAGCCGGGUCCUCUACAUUAUUUGCGGGAAAUGAAUGCGUGCAAAAGGUCGCGUUGGUGUAUUAGCGCCUCGGUUCAAAUCACCGAAAGAUCAAAUUGAUAGCAAACCAGGACAAUGAGCAUAGCUUUCUAAUUAAGAACCUGAUCGUCCACUAAGACAUAUCCUGACGGGGUGGAGAAGCUGUUGGCGAGGAUAAGCAUGCCUGACUACAUGAGCAGCAGAGAGGCUGAAGAAGAGAGAUGCACUGUAUAUCGUGCAUUAAUUCGAGGUGAUAGGAAUGUGCGUACGGGUCGUUCAUUCUUAGAACCUCCGGCAAGCUGAGGCCCCCUGGAGCGCCAAAUAGUUCAAAUGCGCAAAGCGCCCUUCAGUAUUCAGUCUGCCUUUGUAACUUUUACCCACAGUAUCUUAAACUUCUAGUUGGGACGCAGGUCAUUACGCCUCGCGCAACCCAACGGUAGGACCCCUUCCGUUUCCGUCUAAAAUCAACCAUGCGUGAGGUCAUUUCCAUCCACAUCGGCCAGGCCGGUAUCCAGGUUGGCAAUGCCUGCUGGGAGCUCUAUUGCCUUGAGCACGGCAUUCAGCCUGACGGCCAGAUGCCAUCGGACAAGACCAUCGGUGGUGGAGACGACGCCUUCAACACCUUCUUCUCCGAGACUGGCGCCGGCAAGCACGUGCCGCGCUGCAUUUUCCUGGACCUGGAGCCCACUGUCGUGGACGAGGUCCGCACCGGCACUUACCGCCAGCUGUUCCACCCUGAGCAGCUGAUCUCCGGCAAGGAGGAUGCCGCCAACAACUUCGCCCGCGGCCACUACACAAUCGGCAAGGAGAUUGUUGACCUGGCCCUGGACCGCAUCCGCAAGCUGGCCGACAACUGCACCGGUCUGCAGGGUUUCUUGGUCUUCAACGCCGUUGGUGGCGGCACUGGCUCCGGCUUGGGUUCCCUGCUGCUGGAGCGUCUGUCGGUUGACUACGGCAAGAAGUCCAAGCUGGGCUUCACUGUUUACCCGUCUCCUCAGGUGUCGACGGCUGUCGUCGAGCCAUACAACUCGGUCCUGUCCACCCACUCCCUUCUGGAGCACACCGAUGUUGCUGUCAUGCUCGAUAACGAGGCCAUCUACGAUAUCUGCCGCCGCAGCCUGGACAUCGAGCGCCCGACCUACACCAACCUCAACCGCCUGAUUGCCCAGGUUAUCAGCUCCCUGACUGCUUCCCUGCGCUUCGAUGGUGCUCUUAACGUCGAUGUGACUGAGUUCCAGACCAACCUGGUGCCGUACCCCCGCAUCCACUUCAUGCUCAGCUCCUAUGCCCCCAUCAUCUCGGCUGAGAAGGCCUACCACGAGCAGCUGUCCGUCGCCGAGAUUACCAACGCUGCCUUCGAGCCCGCUUCGAUGAUGGUGAAGUGCGAUCCACGUCACGGCAAGUACAUGGCUUGCUGCCUGAUGUACCGUGGCGAUGUCGUGCCGAAGGACGUCAACGCCGCUGUGGCCACUAUCAAGACCAAGCGUACCAUUCAGUUCGUCGACUGGUGCCCCACCGGCUUCAAGUGCGGUAUUAACUACCAGCCGCCGACCGUGGUGCCUGGUGGUGACUUGGCCAAGGUGCAGCGCGCUGUCUGCAUGAUCUCGAACAGCACUGCCAUUGGCGAGAUCUUCAGCCGUCUUGACCACAAGUUCGAUCUGAUGUAUGCUAAGCGUGCGUUCGUGCACUGGUAUGUCGGUGAGGGCAUGGAGGAGGGCGAGUUCUCCGAGGCGCGUGAGGAUCUGGCAGCUCUGGAGAAGGACUUCGAGGAGGUCGGCGCUGAGUCCGCUGAGGGCGCUGGCGAGGGCGAGGGCGAGGAGUACUAGACGGAUAGAAGCGGUCUUUUGACUCCGUGCAUUUGUCCUCCUGCAAUGUGAAACUGCAUUAUUGUGUAACCAUUGACGGAAGUA